Molecule: messenger RNA, 2225 nt
Organism: Dendrobium catenatum
Lineage: Eukaryota; Viridiplantae; Streptophyta; Magnoliopsida; Asparagales; Orchidaceae
Product: probable isoaspartyl peptidase/L-asparaginase 2
Exons: 1
Coding region: 88-543 (151 amino acids)
Molecular function (GO): hydrolase activity
Source: RefSeq, a predicted model, not a curated record
AACUAUUUAUAAUUGCCUAAAUUUUAUUUGAAACAGUUCGAUUACAGAGUGGCUACUGACACAUGCAGUGCGAGUGUGGGGCCAGCCAUGUCAUUUGACACAAGAAUCCAAAUGAAUGGCCUCCCCAUUAGUGUUUACGCACCAGAGACCGUUGGAUGUGUUGUUGUUGAUAGCAGCGGUGGCUGCGCAGCUACCACGUCGUCAGGCGGGCUAAUGAACAAAAAAUGUUGCCGCAUAGGUGACUCACCUCUAAUUGGUGCGGGAACAUAUGCUUGCGAUCUAUGCGCAGUCUCCUGUACGGGUGAGGGCGAGGCGAUAAUCCGUGCGACACUCGCACGUGACGUGGCGGCGAUUAUGGAAUAUAAAGGGUUGGCUUUACAGAAGGCAAUUAAUUAUGCCAUUAAGGAGAGAUUAGAUGGAGGAAAAGCUGGGGCUAUUACUGUGAGUAAAGAUGGGGAAGUGGCUUAUGGGUUUAAUUCAAAUGGAAUGUUUAGGGGAUGUGCUACUGAGGAUGGAUUUAUGGAAGUGGGGAUAUGGGAGUGAUUAAUAAAUUAGUUAAUUAAUGUGUUUGUUAAUCGAUUUAAUGGAGCUGGGAAUUUAGGAGUGAGUGAUUAAUGAGUGUUGAUUAAUUACCCUUAAUGUGUUAAUCCACCUUGUAAGCUUUGUUUAAUUUAGUGAUGGUUGUGAGGUAAUUAUAAAAUGAUCUUUUUUUUUUUACAUAUAUACAUAUUAUCCACAUGAUGAACUUGAUGAUAAGUGUAUUACCAAGUAUCCAACUCUUAUGAAUCCAGGGAAGAAUGAUGCGAUGCGUUAUAAGGACUACAAGAAUACUUAAACCUCAUCAUUAUCGUUCUUUAUUAUUUUAUCUCCACUACUUUAUGUUUUAGUUUUAAUCAUUUUCUUAUAUUUUUAGUAUGUUAGUACUUUAUAAUGUUUAGGCUUAUAAAGAAAGAAGAUGAAAUAAACUACGAGAAAGAAAAGAUGAAAGACAAUUUUCUUCUCUAUCCUGCUAUUUCCUAGAUAAAUUUUUACGUGCUAUAGAAUAAUAUACUUUUGAACACACUGUGUACACUCACCUAUAUGGACGUAACUCUACAUCCAUACUCUGCAUGUAUUAAUUUUUCUUCUUCUUGGCAGUGGUGGUUAGUUCAACAAAAAAAAUUGUUACACUAGAAAUUAUUUGUUAUUCAUAUAUAAAAAAUCAUAAUGUUAAAAAAGCAUACAUAUAUGAUAUCUUAAUGCCCAUCAUUUAAGCAACUUCAAUCAAUUGAUAAUCUUUAAGCUCACAUGCUAGUGAUGGAUGAUAUAUCAUAUUAUCAACAUCAUUAAAGAAAAUCACUACACUACUAUAAGAAGAAAGUCUAUUUUAGGGUAACAUCAACUUUGUUUGCGACAACUUUAAACCACUAUUUUUCCUUGAUUUUAAGAAUUUUUUUUAUACAAAAAUAUAGUUUUACAAAGCAAUAAGAAAGUCAUCCCAAACAAAGCCUUCAACUAUAAAUUUAUGGGUAUAACUAAAGUCAAGAAACCUUUCCACUAUUCCCGAUUGGUGUUAGCCUAAAUGGAUCAUCAAACAUUUCUAUACAAGAAGAUAUGACCCCUAAUAAAUUGGUUUAACACUCCAUAUUCAAACACAUCUUACAAACAUCAUAGCAUGGCCUUUUAAAACGAAUCAUCAUUGUGGGAUGAUUCUAACAUACAACAAACUUUAAAUUAAUGAAAAAAAAAUACAAAUCUAUUCAAUCUAUCAUUGGCCUCUAAAUAGUUUCCAAUACACAGAUUCAUUAUCUACUUCUCUAAUUUCCAAUACACAGAUUCAUUAUCUACUUCUCUUUGUGUAACAUAAUUGCUCUCUCUCAGAUUGAUGUCAAUAUCAGCUACUCUUCCAACUUCAAAUAUCAUCAUCCGCUACAUAAGUUGCUUUACUAAAACUCCUCAACAGUGAGCCCCAAGAGAACAACUUUACUUGCAAACUCUUCGGCUCUUUAAAAUUCUGAAGAGUUGCCCUCAAUGAGUGAGUGAGCCACACAAAGGACAGUGAGCAAAUGAGUUUCCAACCUCUUUAAAGUUUCCUAAUAGUGGCUCACACUGAACGAGUCCCACGAAUUCUGAUAAAUAAUGAACAUUUUAAUUCAUCAAAAGUCCCCAAAAGCGCUUCCAACAACAAGCCCAAAGAGGUAGAUAAUAAAAUAAAUUCCUAAACUUUUUAUAAGUCCUUAAAAUGA